UGGCGGCUAGGGUGCUGUUCCUCCAGUCUCUUACCAGUGUCUUUGUCCACACUCUUUUGUUAGCCAUGCCUAGCUUGCUGGUUCUAGCAGGGAUAAUGGAGAAAAAUGGGGGCUACGGCGGGGAUUUGGCCGGCUCCGGCUUCGGCAGCGAAGGUCUCCUGGUGCCAACCGAGGAAGAGGAGGACGAUUCCCGUGCCCUUAGAGUUGCGCUGGGCCAACUGUCGCUGCUGGGUCUUGGAGAGGGCGAGGACCGGGCUCCUGCGGGUGGAGGUGGUGGUGGAGUUCCAGACAGGAGUAACGAUAACCACCACAAUCACAUCCCAGCCGAUUCAGGGAUGUUACAAGGGAAGAACAAGUUGUGCGCCCUGUACGAGAGCUCGCCCACCGAAACCAAAGGACGGGGCUGCAACAUAACGGAGUGCGUCCCCGUGCCAAGCUCCGAACAUGUGGCCGAAAUAGUGGGGAGGCAAGGUUGCAAAAUCAAAGCUUUGCGUGCAAAGACAAACACCUACAUCAAGACCCCCGUCCGAGGCGAAGAACCAGUCUUCCUCAUCACUGGCCGCAAAGAAGACGUGGCCCUGGCCAGACGUGAAAUCAUCUCAGCUGCGGAGCACUUCUCCAUGCUGCGGGCCUCCAGGAACAAGCUGGGAGUCUCUUUCAGCGGCUCACCUCCUGCGCCGCUACCUGGCCAGACCACCAUACAGGUGCGGGUGCCCUACCGUGUCGUGGGUUUGGUGGUCGGACCGAAAGGCUCAACUAUAAAACGCAUUCAGCAGCAAACGUGCACUUACAUCGUGACUCCGAGCCGCGAUCGUGAUCCCGUCUUUGAGAUCACCGGCUCCCCCGGGAACGCUGAACGAGCAAAGGAAGAAAUCGAGGCGCACAUCGCCUUCCGCACGGGUGGCCUGCAUGACCACAACAAUGAGAAUGACUGCUUGGGACCUGACAGCGGCAACGGGGGUCUGGAGAGCCGCCUGCAGCAGGUGUGGGGGCUACAGGGGGCCCCGCGCAAGCCACUUGCCAGCAGCUACCGCCAGAAUUUCUCAGACGCCAUGGUCGGAAGCAGUGGAGGAGGAGGAGGUGGGAUGUACAGUAAAGGUGACUUUACCAACCAUGGCAGUGGGGACAAGCCAUGCUCCUACUUCGGAUCUGACGGCACUCAAAGCUGGGGUGAUCCUGACUAUCCCAAACAGGUGGCUUACUACACCCAGCAGCGUUCCAAAAGCUUUGGAGGCCUGCCUCUUCCUCUGACCAGACUGUCGCCUGGACUGCCUGAACCGUGUGGCACUGGAAACUCAAACGCCGUGGGGUCUCCUCACGCCCAGGCACGCCGCGCCCACAGCGAGCCCACCGCCGUCACCACCGCAUUCACCGGACGUCUCCCCGUGCCGGAUUCUCCGCCUGCCGUGGCUCGAGAGUGCAUGACCUGUUUUGAGAGCAAAGUGACCGCUGCUCUGGUCCCUUGUGGUCAUAACCUCUUCUGCAUGGAGUGCGCCAUCCGAAUUUGUGAGCUAAACCAUCCGGAGUGUCCUGUCUGCCACACCCUGGUCACACAGGCCAUCCGGAUAUUCUCUUAAAAAGUCAACUUUUUUUUUUUUUGCACUUUUUUUUUUUUGUGGUUCGUUUUUACUCUGCAGAAUCAGUUCACUUUUAACCUUUUUUUAUUUUUUUUUGGUCAGUAUUCACUUUUUUUAUUUAUCAGAAAAAACAAAACCAAAACAAGCAGAUAUUUUAGAACACACUGCUUGGUUUACUAAAAAAAAAAAAAAAAAAAGAGGAAGAAGUAUUUUCAGAUUUUUCUUUUAUAUGUACACAUAUAUACAUAUAUAUUUUAUAAAAGUUUUUUUUUUAAAAAUGGAAAGAACGUAGUUCUUAGCAUGUUGGUUUGUUUUGCUUUAUUUUAUUUUAUUUUUUACUGGUGCUGUUUUUUUUCCACAUGCUGUGUGUGGACAGUAACAGAAGAAAAAAUGUGAACAUUUUACACUUUUCCUUUGCUGGGGAGGUAUAUUAUUAUAUGAAAAAAAAUAUAAUUACGAGUUUAUUUCCUAAGAUUGGAGUAUAGUUUUACAUCCCAGCAUCUGGAAAUGAGCGAGUAUUCUUUUUUUAAGGCAAACUAGAAUCUUAAAUCUUUGCACCUUAAAACUGAUGUAAAGUGAUUGUCGAAAAGAAAAUUACAUUUCUACAUGUCUAUGUGAAAUAGAUGGUAUAGAAAUAGGGACUGAUAUAUAUGACCUGAUGGCUUUAAAUUCGGAUCAUGUUCUAAAUGACACAAUUACCGAUGUAGUAUCUGCUUUGCAAAUCAAUAUUCGAACGGGUAAUUGACGUGUAAAACAGGGAGUUUCUUUUUUUGUUUUGUUUCUGCACCAGUGAGCCUAUUAUGUGAUGUAUCUACAACGGUCUUAUUAAGUACAAUGCUGAAAAAAAAAAAGAAAAAACUAUUUGAGCAAACUGAUUGGUCAGCUCAAAAAACCUUGGAACUCGUCCAGCGUUCUGUUUUCAAGAGGAUUUCCCGGGUUUUUUCAGUAACGUUUUUAUUCUCUUUUCUGCACUCAGUCAGUAUGUUAGGAUUUUUUCUUUUCCACAUUAUUUAGUAAAACGCUGAGCAUAAGGCAUAAGAUGAAGUACAAAAAAAAAAAAAAAAGGCAGAGGGGGCGAUUGAGGGGAGGGGGUCUGUAAUCUGAUCCUGAAUAGACCAAAUAGACAAAAGCAAGUAAGACUCCGAGCUACAGUACAAUGUAAAUCACCCAUUCCCGAGGUGCAAAGCGUCCUCUGACUGUCCGUCUGUACUGAGGCAGGUGUUGCAUAUCGUACUUUAGAUUAAGUUUUUUUAUUUUCUGAGGGUCGGGCUUGUUGGGGGGGGGGGGCUGUGCUCUAAUUCUACGAACCGCUCAUUCGCUGUAAUGACUACAGAGCUCCUCCCUGUGAGUAUAUUGUUUUGUCGCAGUGGUGGUACAAUCCCCGGAGCGCCCCGACAUGGCCUGCCCUAGGAGGAGCUGAUAAUUAGCCAUACAUCAGAGUCCAGGUGCAAAGCAACUGCUGUAGGAAGGAG
Molecule: messenger RNA, 3049 nt
Organism: Cyprinus carpio (common carp)
Lineage: Eukaryota; Metazoa; Chordata; Actinopteri; Cypriniformes; Cyprinidae
Product: RNA-binding protein MEX3A-like
Molecular function (GO): RNA binding
Source: RefSeq, a predicted model, not a curated record